Molecule: messenger RNA, 592 nt
Organism: Amborella trichopoda
Lineage: Eukaryota; Viridiplantae; Streptophyta; Magnoliopsida; Amborellales; Amborellaceae
Source: RefSeq, a predicted model, not a curated record
UUUUCAUCUGUGUUACUGAUUAUUAGAAGUUUUUAUUUUUUUUUUCUCUCUUCUGAUGCAGGGAGUCCUACAUACGUGAAUGAAUCUUUUGGAUGGGUAAAUGUCAAAGACGUUGCAGAGGCCCAUAUUCUUGCAUAUGAGGUUCCAUCAGCAAGCGGGAGAUAUUGUAUGGUUGAAAGAAUACUGCUUUCUUCGGAAAUUGUGAAGUUGUUGCAUGAGCUGUACCCGGAAUAUCCAGUCCCUCAAAAUUGUGCAGAUGAAAAUCCAUUCCCUUCAACAUAUCAGGUGUCGAAGGAGAAAGCACAGAAGUUGGGAGUCAACUUUACCCCUUUUGAGGUCAGCCUCAAGGAGACAGUGGAGAGCCUGAAGGAGAAGAAAUUCUUCUAAGACGAGAAGUUGAAAUGCACCAUAUAAAAGGUUAUAUAAUGGUUCUUGUCAUCUUCCUCAGUUGUCCUCUUUCCUUUAUUUCUUGGUGUGGAAACCAAGGAGAUGGUUCUCAAAACUGUAUGUCAAGAACAUCAUAUAUACAUUACGAUAAAUUGUUUCAGACAUGAUAAAUAUAUGAUCUUUGGCUUUACCAAGAUGUUUAAAA